Molecule: messenger RNA, 549 nt
Organism: Vicia villosa (hairy vetch)
Lineage: Eukaryota; Viridiplantae; Streptophyta; Magnoliopsida; Fabales; Fabaceae
Exons: 1
Coding region: 1-549 (182 amino acids)
Source: RefSeq, a predicted model, not a curated record
AUGAGACAAGCAACUCAAAGAGGAUUGUACAAGGGGUUUAAGAUUAAGGAAGUUGUAGAGUAUAGUCUACUACAAUUUGCUGACGAUACGAUAUUAUUUGGCGACGGCUCAUGGCAUAAUUUGUGGACCCUUAAAGCCAUGCUAAGAGGUUUUGAAAUGGUAUCCGGGCUGUCACUAAAUCUGAAAAAAAGCAAGUUAUAUGGUGUAGGAAUUGAUGACUAUAGAAUGGGGGCUGCUGCAUCUUUCCUGGGAUGCAAAAUUGAGAGAAUUCCUUUUAAAUUUUUGGGACUUACUGUUGGAGGGAACCAUAGACGGUUAGACUUUUGGAAACCGGUUGUAAAUUCAAUGCGACAGAAACUAUCUUCAUGGAAGGGCAAACUAGUAUCAAUUGGUGGCAGAGUAACUAUGAUUAAUAGCAUUAUCUCGAAUUUGCCGAGUUACCAAUUUUCAUUCUUUAAAAUACCAAAGAAGGUGGCAAAAGAAAUAAUAGCUAUACAAAGAAAUUUCCUGUGGAGUGGAGUGGGGAAAAAAAAUCGAUUGCGUGGAUAG